Corvus hawaiiensis (hawaiian crow) is the source of this 345-nucleotide messenger RNA. It is a transcript of the gene ABHD16A, whose product is annotated as abhydrolase domain containing 16A, phospholipase. Bases 43 to 345 code for a protein of 100 amino acids. The transcript has 4 exons. Lineage: Eukaryota; Metazoa; Chordata; Aves; Passeriformes; Corvidae. The record is from RefSeq and is a predicted model, not a curated record.
GUUCAGCUUCCCGGAAGCGCCGCCACUUCCGGCGCCGCCAUCAUGGCGAAACUGCUCAGCUGCGUCCUGGGCCCGCGGCUCUACCGCGUCCAUCGGCCCCGCGCUCCCGGCGCGGCCGGGGGGGGCCCCGGGGGGGCCGCAGGGAGGAACGGAGCCGGCAGCGAGCGCGGGGAGCCGGCCUGGGACUCCUAUUAUCAACCGCGGGGGCUGGAGAAGCACACGGACAGUGUCCUGGCGCUGGCCUCGGUGCUCUGGUCCAUCUCGUACUACGCCUCCCCCUUGGCCGUGUUCUACCUGUACCGCAAAGGGGGGAACGGGGGGUUUUGGGGUCUCUGGAUGGUUUAA